CACACCUCACACAGGAGAGAUCGGCUAAAGAGCCGGUUUCGGCAGUCGGUCACCGACCCAAGCCCAAAAUGCACGGUGGAAAGAAUGUACAGGCAGAAACGAUGCCGGUAAAGACAGUAUGGAUGAGGGAACGAAGCCAGGUCAGAAGAACCACAUUGCAAUGUGGGGUCUGGUGUUGAUCUUUGUCCUCGCCCGUAGAGCAGGUGCGAUGGGGAGAGCUUCGAGGCUUGGCAGGGAGGAAUCGGGAGCGUUUUUGGCUACUAGCUUAACCGUAACCGCUCGAAACACCCUAAGAGCUCUCCAUCCUUCGCACUUUCACCUCCAUCGUCUCCAGCCGCGUUGCGCCAUCGAUAGAGUCAAUGGUCCGCUGCACUCGAUUUCGCGGUAGCGCCUACAAGCGCCUGCAGGGACCGCGCUGCACUUUCAUCAUGCUAAAUUAGUCAGGGAAGCACUCCCGUUACGGGCGCUGGAAAGGCUGGCAAUUAGACCACCGCUCAGAGGAAUAUUUUUGCUUAUACCCUAUGUGAUAUUGCCUUCUUGCACGUGAGAUCUUUUUGGCACUGCUGAAGGCACAAUGUAC
Molecule: messenger RNA, 580 nt
Organism: Baudoinia panamericana UAMH 10762
Lineage: Eukaryota; Fungi; Ascomycota; Dothideomycetes; Mycosphaerellales; Teratosphaeriaceae
Exons: 1
Coding region: 119-388 (89 amino acids)
Source: RefSeq, a predicted model, not a curated record